AUGAUCUGGGAGACACACGAAGAGACUUUGGUGACUGCCCAGUCGGUAGGCUGGAUGGCGGAGGAUCAGGGCUGGGCGAUAUUGACGGGACUUGGACAAUGGGCCAGUGCUGCGCCAUCGGACGAGGCUCUGGAUGCUACGCUGCUAGAGGAGAAAAGCCAGGGUCGAGCCAGGGAAAAACAGGCAAUGAUGACUGCUUAG
Molecule: messenger RNA, 201 nt
Organism: Clonostachys rhizophaga
Lineage: Eukaryota; Fungi; Ascomycota; Sordariomycetes; Hypocreales; Bionectriaceae
Source: the annotation of a GenBank genome assembly